AUGAUUCAAAUUGCAAAAGAUACUUUGAUGAGUGCUCAAGAAAGACAAGCAAAAUACUCUAAUCAAAGUCGACGUUAUGAAGAAUACAAAAAUUUACCAGAAAAUUUAAAAAUCCAUCCUGUUUUUCAUGUUUCUUUACUAAAACAUUACCAAGAAACAUCUGACAAUUUCAAUCGACCCACACCAACACCAGCAAUCAUUAUUCCUGGAAUAGAAGAAGAAGAAUAUGAAGUAAAAAACAUCCUUGGUUAUCCAUUAGAUGAUGCAACUUGGAAACCUGCUGAACAUUUAAAGAAUGCGGAAAGAAAAGUUAAAGAAUUUGAAUUGACAAGGACGUCAAAACUUAGGGAGGGGAGAAU
Entrophospora candida is the source of this 359-nucleotide messenger RNA. The record is from the annotation of a GenBank genome assembly. Lineage: Eukaryota; Fungi; Glomeromycota; Glomeromycetes; Entrophosporales; Entrophosporaceae.